Penicillium alfredii is the source of this 291-nucleotide messenger RNA. RefSeq lists its product as uncharacterized. The transcript has 2 exons. Lineage: Eukaryota; Fungi; Ascomycota; Eurotiomycetes; Eurotiales; Aspergillaceae. The record is from RefSeq and is a predicted model, not a curated record. The coding region runs from base 1 to 291 and encodes 96 amino acids.
AUGUCUCCGGAAUCGACCCAGCUCAAUGAUGAUACAGUUCACGAUAACCGACAGAACCCAUCGGAUGCGUUGCUGAUCCUGGCACAUGCUGCAGGGCAGCCAGAAGACAAGCAUCAGUUGGAUACUGAAAGUGGUAUUCUCACCUCACGAGACGAGCAUGGUGCCACUGCUUCGUCGGGUCUGAUAUCGAAUCGCUUCUACCUAGCCUAUGCAUCCGGUGCUAUCUCCACCGACAAGUAUGCUAGAACAGAAGCUUUGAUUCAGCGGUUCAUUACCAUUCUCCAGAUGUAG